Molecule: messenger RNA, 2369 nt
Organism: Paralichthys olivaceus (Japanese flounder)
Lineage: Eukaryota; Metazoa; Chordata; Actinopteri; Pleuronectiformes; Paralichthyidae
Gene: ccdc51
Product: coiled-coil domain containing 51
Source: RefSeq, a predicted model, not a curated record
CCGAGUGUCAUGUACGCCGUGACAACAUCCAACGGAGCAGGUACGUUCGUUUUAAUUCCGCGUUGUGUUUGUGAAACCACGCGAGGAGAGAUUUACAUCUGAAAAGCCACUUUAGCUGUUAGCGGCGCGGUGCUAACCGGCUAGCUGGGGAUGAAGCAAGGGCAUAAACAGAGAUCUGUUUCAACUCUGUAGCUGCAUCGAGUGUGAAGCACUGACAGAUUCCAAGCUGCUCCCCUGACUGCUGCUCUUCUCCAUGAGGUACAGAGGAGCACAGAUCUGUCGCUGGGCUCAUGGCUCGUGCUGUCUUUCCCGCCUCUCCCUCUCUGGAUCUCUGUGUGGCAGAAUUACUUUAGUCCGUACCUACAGUGCUCGUCAUGAGCCAAGCUCCCCACCAACCCCUAACCCUGCACUCCCUGAGGGGAAGGGUGGAGCUGAGGUGGUUAAGGAGCGAGCCCUGGCUGCCCUACAGUAUGCAGGUGAGCUGGGGCGACAGUGGGGUCAGAGGUCGGCUCAAACGGCCACUGCCUCAAUCAACUACUGGUGGGAGAGGUACGAGGAGUUUGUCGGGCUCAACGAGGUCCGGGAGGCUCAGACCAACGUCACUGAGGCUGAGGCAGCGUUCAUGGUGGCCAGAGGGAUGGUGCGUGAGGCACAUGCCAGCCUGGAGGCCCUGCAGAGCCGGCUGAAGGAGGUCCGAGACCGGCUGGACCGAGUGUCUAGGGAGGAGUCUCAUUACCUGGAGCUGGCAACACUGGAGCACAAACUGCUGCAGGAGGAGCGGCGUCACCGGACAGCGUAUGAGAAUGCUGAGGGUUCAGAGAGGGAGAAGUUCAAUUUGUUUUCAGCAGCCGUCAGAGGGAGCCACGAAAAGGAGAGGACAAGAGCCGAACGGACCAAGAACUGGUCCAUCAUUGGCUCGGUGCUGGGAGCCCUGAUAGGGGUCAUGGGAUCAACGUAUGUGAACCGUGUCCGUCUGCAGGAGCUGAAGAGUCUGCUGCUGGAGGCCCAGAAAGGUCCAGAGAAUCUGCAAGAAGCUCUCAAAGUCCAGGCUGGAAACCAUCGCUCCCAGCAGGACGAGCUCCAAACUCUCAUUGACAGCCUCAAGGUCACUCUGACUGACGCCUUCACACAGAGGAGCGCCGUCGUCCAAGUCCAGAGAGCUCCAGCUCCAGAGUCACCCAGUGUGCCUGUUUCAGCCUUAAAAGACUUCACCAUAUUUAGCCAAAGGACACAGUCCCUGCUCGAGUCCCUCCAACCACAACUGGGUCAACUGGAGCAAGGACUUGGUAGAGUUGAGAGCAAAUUGUCUUUGAUGAAAGAGCUGCUGGAAGCCAAACCACAGGCCGAAGCACAAGCUCGAGAGCUGCAGGUAGAGAGACCAAAGAGAGAAGAGAGAGUGGACCUGUGGGAAUCUGAGGCGGCGACCAGGCAUCUUGAGGAGACGCAGAGGACGCUGGGAGAACGAAUAAGGACAAAUACUAUUUAUAAUGCUGUGUUUACCUACACCGCCACCGCCAUCACCAUCUCUGCCGUCUACCUGAUGCUCAGGGGAGCCGGUUAAACGUGAUACCAUCAGUCUGAGUAUGUCCACAUGCACUGAUACAUUACCAGACUCUGGCAAAAUAGAAUCUGAAUUGUGUAAGUUUGUUUGUAAGUGAAUCUUUAAUGAACGAGUUACAGGUACAUUGAGCUGCUGUGCCACUGAACCAAUAAAGCUGCUUUUAGAUACUUUAUGAUCUCAAGAUAAAAUGUUAACAGAAUUGAAUGGACCAUAUUUUCUCUCUACGAUUCUGCCUGUAGGAUUCAUUUCUCCAUUUUAAAAUGGCUCAAUGCUCAGAUACGUAAGGAGAUCACACGGCAUGGUUCCCUGAUUCUCUUCAGAUAAUUGAGAUGAAGAAAAACAUUCUUUAUUAAAAUAAUUAAAUUCUGAUUAAUCACUGUAGUUCUCGCUGUAAAAUGUUGUAAAAUUAUAUCAGAAAAUGUCUGAAAAUGUUAAUGGGGUUUGGCAGACUCUCCUCCAGUACUCUACCUCCAGAGCUGCUCUGUGCCGUCAUGUUGGCCUUCAUACCGUUGACAGUGUGCACUAAGCUGAUGGUGAUGAAGAUGAUCACGUUGCAGUUCAAUUCAAACCACUCUCAACGCUGUUUAUUCCUGAGUGUACCAAGAUACUUCAUGGCUUGAUUUGCUAAAUGCUUCGCUGAUUAAUCGUUUGGUUCAUAAAAUCCACUUGAUCCAGAUUUUAAUUUUUAUUGCAUAAACUCAUUGAUACCAAAUCCCUAAACAUGUCUGAAUUUUUUCAUCCAGAUUGUCACAUCAUUCCGAGAAAUCGGGGAAAAUGUUGAGGAAUGAGCUCCUCUGAGUGCCAUGCU